Xyrichtys novacula (pearly razorfish) is the source of this 6388-nucleotide messenger RNA. The record is from the annotation of a GenBank genome assembly. Lineage: Eukaryota; Metazoa; Chordata; Actinopteri; Labriformes; Labridae.
ACAUCCGGUCCGCUCUGAGCUUCACACGGUUCCAGCAUGGCUGACACCGGUGUGGUGGAGACGCUUUUACGGCGUAUCGAGAAGGUGGACGAUGGCGUGGAUAGCCUGGAAACAGCAAACGUCCUGGAAGUGGACCACCAGGUCAUCGUCGGAGCCGUGAAGAGUCUGCAGGCUCUUGGCGACGUGAGUAACCCGGUUUAAGAGCCGGCGGAAGUCAGACCGUCAGGGUUUGACUGAUGCAAUAUGAACGGCAGGUUUGAAGAGUAGAAGAUUUUACUCUGUCUGGAUGAACUUUGUAGGUGUCACAGUCUAACGGAAGUUCUUUUCCCCUGCUGUUCAGGUCAUCUCAGCCGAGUUGCGUUCAUCCAAGCACUGGGAGCUGACAGAGGAGGGGAAGGAGACAGCUGAGCAGGGCAGUCAUGAAGCCCGGGUCUUCAGCUCUGUCCCGCUGGAGGGUCUGGCUCAGAGUGAGCUCAUGGUGAGUUGGACAAACUUUGAGUCCUCACACAAUCCCCAACAUCAUCGGGUGAAUAGAUGUAGUGUUAGGGGACAGUGGGGUAAGUUGAGACACCCCCUGUUGCUUGGAAAUGGUAAAAAAAAAAAAAUUGAUCAUGUGACCAAAUAUUUAGGAGAUGGGCAUCAAUUCAUGGAGUCUGUGAAGGUUACAUUUUUCACUCUUGAAAGUGAGUUUAGUCUGUCAUAAGUUUUAUUAGAAUUGUGUUCAGACCAAAAAAGAUCAUUUUAAAUUUGUUUUAUACAUUAACUGUGGUAUCUGUGAGCUACAACAUGAGGUCAAAAACCUACCAUAAAAGUCCACCAUUUUAGCUUAGAGGACUCAUAAAGUCAUAGUAGUAGUUCUGGGGUAAGUUGACCAUAGGAGACCACUUUUAUUGGCAUGCAAUAUUGUCUAGACAGUUAUGUUUACACUCAUUCUGUUGCACAACAUCUUGAAAUAUAUGCAGAUACACUAGUCAGAGACAUAACUAUGAUCGCCUUGAUGUAGUGAUCUGAAAUAUGAAAAAUGGCUCAUCUUACCCCACUCUCCCCUAUCUACCACAACCAAUCAUGACUCAAUUAUUUUCAUCAUUCAAGGGAUGUAGAAAUGUGAGCUCUCGAGGCUUUUUUUUUGCUACAAAUGUUAGUUUGCUGACUUUUUUUUUGUUGCAUUGAGUUGAAGUACAAAAAGGGUCAAAUCUAUGCAGCAAAAAGGAAGAAAAAAAAAAAGAGUUAUGUCAAUGAAUUUCUUAAGGUGCAUUCGGAGAAUUUUUAUUGCCCUGGUUGAGGAUGAGACACCUAGAUUUGUUGUCCUUCAACGCCAAGGAGUAAUUUUUUUAAAUAUCUGGGUUUUUUUUUUAUUUAAAGUUACAGAAUGAUUUGGAAAAAAAUGGUAUGAAUAUUGCCGUCUGACUGGGAAAAACUGAUAAUGGUCAAAUGUUAAUCCUUCAUUCACUGUGAUUUUCUCCUUACAAAAGUCUAUUAUGGUAUCAAAAUAUUGGACAAACAAUACAUAAUACGAAUAAGAAGAACUCUAUUUAUCCAAGAAGGGAAAUUCAAUAAAGGUAGUGUAGGGAACAUUUUCGUAAAUUAACAAAACUUGACAUUUGUUUACAUUUUUGCAACUCUUUGUGUUUGUCCCCAUGCAGAAGCUGUCCUUUGGAAAGAUCGGCUUCAGCAAGGCCAUGUCCAACAAGUGGAUCAAAGUGGACAAGGCGCACGAGGGCGGCCCGAGGAUAUUCAGGGCUGUAUGUAAACAUCAACAUAUGAUCAUCGUCUGAUGUGACCUGUAGAUGUUGUUCUAAAUAAGUAUCUGUGUGUGCUCAUUCAUUGUUUCCUAGGUGGAGAAUAUUGAAGACCAGGUGAGAGAGAAGCUCCUCCAGGUACAGAAAGGCAGCAGCUCUCAGCUGGAAGAGAAAGAGAAGAAUGAGCUGAAGAAGAGGAAACUGCUCUCUGAAGUGUAAGCCGCAUACUGUAGUGAACUAUGUCUGCCAGGAGAUGGCAGUGGAAGGUUUUAAUUCAUGCAGUGGACGAAGGUUUGGAUUAAAAGUUGAAACCAGUAAGUGUGAGGAGCUCUGAUUGAAACUGAGGGAAACUUCCUGCUCCUGCUGUCUGCAUUUAUUUUGUAACUCUUUGCAGAAACAAUAUGAAGAUAUAUGGGGAUGUGAUCUGGGGAGGAUUUUAGUCCUUCCAUCUUUCACAAUAGUCAAAUAUUUAAUCAAGUAAGCAGUGCAGUAUUUCAGAGAUAGAUACUCAGAAUAUGUUGCCAUUUAGAUGAAAGAUAAGUAUUGUGGCUAUCUUGUGAGAUGAUUUUUUUGUCGUAUCAUUUAGCUGGUUUGAUAGUCUCUGUUGCACAGCAGGUGAAAGCUCUGAUGCUAAAGUAAUAACGACUCCUAAAAUGAUUUAGUGCCGUGUCAAAAAACAAUUAUCUUAACACACAGGAUAUCAUGUCGAAUACAGAACCACUGUGCCUUUUUGUAAGUAUUUCUUUCCAUGUUCAGGACAGUGAAGUCUUACUGGAUCUCUAAAGGCAGCUCCUUCAGCACCACCAUCACCAAACAGGAGACGGAUCUCACUCCUGAGAUGAUUGCAAAGUGAGUAGAUGUGCUACUUCUUAAAGUCGUCCACUGACAUGUACGGACAGUGUGUCUCGUCUGCCUUCGCCUGUCUGUCAGUGACAGUGUGAAGAACUUCAGACAGAGGACACAGAGAAACCUCCGCCCAUAAAAGGGGACAAGUCCAAAGAGGGGGACUUCGUCCUAAAGGCAGGGCUGAACAAAAUUAUUGCACUGUAUUUCAGAGGAGUGGAAAUCAACCAUGUCUUCUUAUUGCUUCAGUGAAGUUAUCCCCUUUUAGACACUUUUUGAAGCCUUGUGUUGUGUUUUCUUUUAGUGGCAGCUGGAAAGAGAAGAAAUUCAAACCGUACAACUUUGAAGCCAUGGGUGUAGCCCCUGACUGUGGACACCUGCACCCACUCAUGAAGGUGCGGACACAGUUCAGGCAGAUCUUCUUGGAAAUGGGGUGAGUGUUUGGUGACAUCACAACGAUGAAGGCUGUUUCUCUUCGUCUUAGUCGCUCAUUAACCCUCUUUUUGUGUAGUUUUACAGAGAUGCCGACCAAUAACUUCAUAGAGAGCUCUUUCUGGAAUUUUGACUCACUCUUCCAGCCCCAGCAGCACCCCGCCAGAGACCAGCAUGACACUUUCUUCCUGUCUGGUGUGUUAACACUUCUUUCUUUAAGUGUGUCACUCUAAUUCAUUUUAUUUCAGCAUUCAUAUACCUGAACAACUCUUUUUUUUUAGAUCCAGCACUUGCCCAUGAGUUCCCACAGGACUACCUGGAGAGAGUGAAGAAGGUCCACUCAGAGGGCGGCUACGGCUCACAAGGGUGAGACAUCACCAUAUACUCAACAUUAAAGGGAUAUUCUGGCAUAAAAUUAAUGUUGCCAACCGCUUGCUUCUCUCGCUAAACCAACUUUAGUAAUGACCGCAUGAUAGCAAUACACAGCGGUCUGAGGAGCCAUAAACAACCCUCAACCAAAACGCCACUCUAUAGCCACAAAUAAUGCUCAGAACAGCACCUAACUUCAUCAACAGUACAUAUAGGGUCUCAGCCAUAGUACUAGCCAUCAAACAUCUUUUUAACUUUGGCUAAUUUCUUUAGCAAAGAGACUAAACACAACUCACCUACUCUCUUCCAGCAGCCGCUUGUUUGUAGCGAGACCUCAGGCCAGUCCAUUACGAGCUGCAGCGGGGUGACACAGCUCAAGGAAGAACAUUUAUGAGCAUUUCUUUAUCAUUUCCUUGAAGUAAUAAUCAUCAUAUUAAUCAUUUUGCACUGCAGACGCAGUAGUUCUUCUGCCUCAGCGUCUCGGUCUGAUUGCAUUUCCAUGAAGAAAUGAUCAUAAAUGUUCUUCCUUGAGCUGUGUCACCCCACAGCAGUCUGUAAUGGUCUAGCUCAAGGUCUCGCUACAAACAAGCGGCUGCUGGAAGAGAGUAGGUGAGUUGUGUUUAGUCUCUUUGCUAAAGAAAUUAGGCAAAGUUAAAAAGAUGUUUGGUGGCUAGUACUAUGGCUGGGACACUAUGUGUACUGUUGAUGGACUUAGGUGCUGUUCUGAGCAUUAUUAGUGGCUAUAGAGUGGCGUUUUGGUUGAGGUUUGUUUCUGGCUCCUCAGACCGCUGUGUAUUGCUAUCCUGCGGUCGUUACUAAAGUUGGUAUAACUAGAGAAGCACGCUGUCAGCAACAUUCAUCUCUCGAGGGGGUGUCUAACUUGGUGUUACAGUGUGUUUGACCCUAAAUUAAUUUUACGCUGGAAUAUCCCUUUAAGCUACAGCUUGUUAAGAUCCUGAUGCCUUUCAGGUACAAAUACAACUGGAAGAUAGAGGAGGCUCAGAAGAACAUCCUCCGCACUCACACUACAGCAGUCAGUGCACGCAUGUUGUACAAACUCGCACAGCAGGUGGGUUGUGUCAAAGGAGUGGAAUGGACUACAGUCACAUCGGCUUGAUAAGUCUUGCAGCUAACUGUGAUGCAAAUGCUGUCCACCAGGAGAAGUUCACUCCCGUCAAGUAUUUCUCCAUCGACCGAGUGUUCAGGAACGAGACCCUGGAUGCCACCCAUUUGGCUGAGUUCCACCAGAUUGAGGGUGUGGUAGCUGACUACGGGCUCACUUUGGGGGACCUGAUGGGUAUCCUGCAUCAGUUCUUCAUCAAGCUAGGUCAGGAAAGUACCAUACUACACUGAUGUGAUUGGAAUUAGUUAUAAUUGUAUAAAUUCACAGCCAAAAACUAUGCAAGAUUUUUUUUCAAAUAUAUUUAUAAAAAUGUGACAAGAAGUGGUGCAUUUGGGUGUGUUUUCAAAGUCAUACAAGGAGGAUAUAUAUAUGUUUUUUUAAUUACAGGAAUUACCAAACUUCGCUUCAAGCCUGCCUACAACCCGUACACAGAGCCCAGCAUGGAAGUGUUCAGUUACCAUGAAGGUAUUACUCCUCUGGAUAAUCUCUUUCCAUUCACACUGUUGGAGUUUAACUAGCUGUCAGUGGAACCUGCUAAGGAGAUGACUGAAAUAGAUUCAUUACAGCUUUGCCACCAGCAUUAGUUUGCUAAUAAGCAUGAAGAAAAAAAACUGAAUUCCUUUUGUUAUCAACUUUUCUACAGUUUAACUUCUCCAUCGAAGGAAAAGUGUUUUUAUUUGUUUGUACCAUCACCCGUGUGUAACUUGUUUUGAUUCAUACAGGACUAAAAAAGUGGGUGGAAGUGGGAAACUCAGGGGUCUUCAGACCAGAGAUGCUCCUGCCCAUGGGUCUUCCCGAGGACGUGUCAGUGAUUGCCUGGGGACUGUCUCUGGAAAGGUGAACACAUUAUACAUACAGACUGUUUGAAGUGGUGUCAGUGGUUUUAAAAAGUCUGUAACUGACCUACAUUUCAACUGACUGCGCUGUGAACUGUUUAAAAUUAGAGCAUAUCUCCCUGGCUGUUAAAAGUAUACCUCCUUAAUGAUCUCUAAGUCUUUCCAUUUAAGGAUUAGAGGUGUGUGAUUUAGUCUGUCCACUGACGUCAUCAGUCCUCUGACCCAACAUCUAACCCACAUUUCAAAUAUUUAUUAAAGAGGAAGGAUCAUAUCCUUAUGUGAUUGAUUAAAGUAUACCUUAUCUAAUAAGCUAAAAUGAACCUAAUAUAAACAAUAUGUCAUUGUAGGCAGUGCUAUGCCUUAUUUCUGCUUAACAUAUCCUUGUAGGUCAAAGAUGUGUCUUUAGAAAAUGACUUUAAUAUUUAAAUAAAGUUCAAUUUGAGGUAAAACCAGUGACAACAAAUAUGGAGCUGAGGAGCAAGGGAAGACGCUAUAAUCCCUUGAGAGUAAUCCCUCCUCUUUCAGCCAACCCUCUGUUAUUCCUACAACCUGUCAGACCUGGAAUUAGCCUCAUCCCAAACACUUUGGCCUCUGGCUGCUACAACUGCUGCUUACUCAGCCUUCUGCUCUCCCCGCAGGCCCACCAUGAUUAAAUAUGGCAUCAACAACAUCAGAGAGCUGGUCGGACACAAGGUGAACCUACAGAUGGUCUACGACAGCCCCAUAUGUCGACUGGAAACCUGAGGCUCGACAGCCUCUAUUGCUGUUAUGAUUACUGUGGAUGGACCUACUUUGCCUCAUUGUGAGAGACUCCCGACCUCACGUCUUUUUGGUUUGACUGAAACCGACCAAAGCAGACUCACAGUUAGCCAUACUCGGAGGACAUGAGAAUUAGAGCAGCCUUUGAAUUAACUUAAUACUGAGCAACAUUACAAAACUUUGGUGCAAGUCAGGAGGAACUUACAUUUUUAAUUACAUCAAGCUGCAAAUGACCCUUUAGUAUGAGAAAAAGUCAAUAAAAACCUUUUCCAAAUACUAGUACUGCA